AUGGCGGCCUCUAUUCUCACCACCCCUACAGAGCUGUUGCGCCUCGUAUUUGCAACUUUAUCGCGCAGCGAUCUCUACGCACUAUGUCUUACGCAUAGGGACUUGCGCGCGGUUGCUGAGUCAUUUCUCUACGCUCGCGUCGAAUUGACAUGGACAAAAUCUCAAACCCCUCCGAUCGCUCAGUUUUUGCAUAAUAUCGUGCGAAGGCCCGAGCUCGCAAGUUCUGUUCAUGUUCUGGUCCUGAGUGGGCAUAGCUUCGAUGACUACUUCUAUGAAUACAAGAUAAGUAGUCCGAAACUUCCGCUUGGUGAAGUUCCUUUGGAUGGGCUCGUGAACUGUAUUGAAAAUCUCUCCGUUUCAUUUGCCAGUGAAUGGAUCCAAGAGUUACGCGCCGGAACAGUGGACGCGUUCAUGUCACUUUUAUUAUCACAGCUCCGAAGUCUGAAAUCUCUCCAGCUCAGCCAAAACUUUACCCGAGAGAGUCGCCUUAUGGGUAUGAUGCUCCGCUCGGCCCUCUGUGAAAAAAAUAGCCAUCUCAGUUCCUUUGCAUAUCUCCAAGAUGUCGAGGCUGUAUUUCCCGGCAUUGGCCUCUUUAUACGCAAGUAUACAGACGCUAGGAAUACUGCAGAUGUCCUCCCCCUCUUCUACCUACCGUCUGUUGAAAGGAUAAGGGUCUUGAUUGAUAACCCGCCAACUUUCAAAUGGCCCGGGAAAACCCUACCAAAUCCAUCCAAACUCAUAUCGCUCGAUUUGACAAUGCUACGUGAAGGGCCUCUCGCCCAAGUACUAUCAACUACCCCAAACCUUCGAAAAUUGAAAUGGGAUUGGUACUUUCGGCGAGAUCUUCAAGAUGAAUAUGUCACCGACAUCAUUGAUUUGGAUCAAUUAGCCGCGGGUCUAUCCCACGUUCAAAAUUCUUUAACAGAUUUGACUAUUACGGCAGGGACAUCCAACUCAGAUGCAUCUCUCAACUUCCCGGAGAAGUUCCAAUUGCCUUUCUGCUUGGAUUUUCUCAGUCUACGCCUAAUGUGGCUCGCCUAG
This is a messenger RNA of Penicillium psychrosexuale, 1041 nucleotides long. RefSeq lists its product as uncharacterized. Gene Ontology annotation, molecular function: protein binding. NCBI's taxonomy places the organism in Eukaryota, Fungi, Ascomycota, Eurotiomycetes, Eurotiales, Aspergillaceae. The coding region runs from base 1 to 1041 and encodes 346 amino acids. The transcript is spliced from 2 exons. The record is from RefSeq and is a predicted model, not a curated record.